Molecule: messenger RNA, 3015 nt
Organism: Eriocheir sinensis (Chinese mitten crab)
Lineage: Eukaryota; Metazoa; Arthropoda; Malacostraca; Decapoda; Varunidae
Exons: 2
Coding region: 1128-2432 (434 amino acids)
Source: RefSeq, a predicted model, not a curated record
CUCUCUCUCUCUCUCUCUCUCUCUCUCUCUCUCUCUCUCUCUCUCUCUCUCUCUCAGCCAUGAAGUCAGUCUGGCUGGGUCCUAUCGAGAGUUCCCAGACCAUAGCGCUGCCCAAUCCUAUUUAACGUAUACAGAAUAUCUCAUACACAAUUCCAAAGAGUACGUAGAUGACACAUGAGGGAGAGUGAUGUACUGGGGGUGAUGCGGAAGUGCUGGGAAGAGGUUCGGGCCACACUCACACAGACUUCAUAUAUGUGUUGGACUAUAGUUCGAAGCAUCAUUUAGUCAGAUCAGAUCAUCGCUGAAUCAUCCGUGCAUCUCCAUCUCCUGACAGUAUCUCGGUCGCUGAAUGGGAAGGGAGUGUGAGGUUAAGGCUGGAGUGUUCGGUUCUAAGGGGGAUGUGAGGUUGAGGCUGGAGUGUUCGGUUCUAAGGGGGAUGUGAGGUUAAGGCUGGAGUGUUCGGUUCUAAGGGGGAUGUGAGGUUGAGGCUGUAGUGUGAAUUUGACGCUUUUAACUCGAGUGAAAUAUCGUUUAGUACAUCAAACGACCGCCUGGGGGAGGAAUUGUGUGUCUAACUGUGUACGAACGGUGUGAUAUAUGUCUCGGAAACUGACAAGAGGAUAAACUAUGAAUGUACGAAUACGUGGAAAUGACAAGGAAAAUUUAUAGCAUGUCGGUGGGGAACGUACGUAGAAAAGUGUAACGUGUUUAACAGUAUAACGUUGAAUAAGUCAGUGGAACACGAACGGGAUGAGAAGGUGAAGGUGGAGAAAUAACGUUAGAUAUGACAAGCGAACGGGAAACUACGAAUAGAGGAAGCAUAUAGUGUUUGACGGUUAUUACAUCAUUGGGAAAGAAAUGGAAGGAGGAGAAUUAGGUGUGUUCGAUGAUUUGAAGGCGAGAGAAGUAACGUUAGAUAGAGUGAGCGAUCUGAGAACUACAUAAAUAAGAAGUGCAUUGUGUUAGACGGUAACGUGUUAUAAGUCAAUAGAAAACGGAUGGAAGAAGGGGUAAUUGUGUUAAACUCUGAAGGUGAGAGACGCAACGUUAAGGAUGGCAAGCGAACGGGGAACAACGUAAGGAGAAAGUGCAUUGUGAUUGACGCUUAAUAAAUCAAAGAGAAACAAAUGGAAGGAGGCGAGGUAGGUCUGCGCUACCCCUUGGAUGCGAGAGACGUACCGUUAAGGAUGGCGAGCGAGCACCAGGAGGAAGUGAGCUGCGUGAGGCGUGAGCAAGUGUCGUGGCGGCGGCGUCCAGUGUCGUGCGAGGUGGUGCUGAGCGUCAUCCACGAGGAGGAAUCGGUGACCCUGAGGCAGCAGAGGAACCACGAGCAUGAAGGCGGCAGGGAAGAGCAUCAGCAGCAUAGCGAUAGGCGGGGCCGCUCAUACAGCUGGUGCGUGAGCCGGAAAGCGGAGGCGGCGGCUAUUCUGGAGGCGGGGAGAAGAGACGCGGAGCUGAGGGAGGAAGCGGAGAGGAGAGAUACACUAACUAGACAAGACAUGGGAGGAGAGACACCGGCGAGGGAAGAGGUGGAGAGAGGAGAUGCUGCACUGCGAGACAUAGAGGGAGGAGAUGCAUCAAUGGACUCUCAGAUUAACAGACGCGAAGAAAACGAAGAUGCUGCACAGGGUAACCAAGGCAGAGACACAGCGGAGACGAAAGACAACACACAGAGUACAGAAUAUGAUACAAUCGACCGCAGUAAUGACACUUCUCGACAUUCCUUCCACGAGAUAUCACCACCAUUGCACCCGGACCCGCAUCCUGACCCUCCGUACCCAGCCCUGCACGCACGCACGCCUUCCCUCACCCGCCGCUGGUCCCACAACGCCCAGGUGACGGCACAGGCGAGGGGCAGCGCAUACCCUACCCUACACACACCGCACCUUACGCCGGGCACACACAAGCGAUCGUGGCUGCGAGGACGGUCAUACUCCCUUAGCAAUAUCAGCACAGAGGACUUGGAUGCCUCACAAAACACCUCCCUGCACAACGCCACUCAUAAAAGGGGCGUCAUAAGAAUGAACUCUGUCCCUGAUUAUGCCUCAAUGCUCCCCGCGCCUGACCCUCCUCCCGCCGGCACUCCGCAGCCUAAAGUCCUCCACAAGACCAAGAGUAUGGAGCAGCUGCUGGCCAAGGGCGGGAAGUACCUCCAGCGCGCUCUGCCCUCCUUCGCCCGCCUGAGUGGGCUGAGGAGGGCCAAGUCAGACUGGAACCUUCACACGCUAGAUGACCUGCAGCAGGGCGGCGGCAGCCCCGGGCCGGCCUCGCGGCGGAACAGCAACUCCCUGCGGCACUGCGACUCCCUGGAGAACGUGUGUGACGGGCCGCCCUUCACCGAGCAGUUGGAGAAUGGACUUGGUGAGUUGGCCUUCCAAGGGUUACGUUUUCUCUCACACUCACCUGAGCCGCUGCGUUACCUGGAGUGCUGAGGGAAGGAGACACACUUGGCCUCUUUAUUGUAGAUCAUCGGUUAUUCGGUAUUCUUUUUUUUAUUAUUUCUUGUGUUCAUUUUUCUUCUUAUUCACUUUUCUGGCGUAUUUCUUGCUUAAUGUAGAGUGAAGAAGACUAACCUUGCCUUUUCCUCGUCUCCUCUCUUCUUCGUAUUGUUUUAUUUAUUGCGUUUUUUUCUGAUUCACUCUUCUUGCAUAUUUCUUGCUUAUUGUAGAGUGAAGAAGACCCAGCUUUUGUCUUCCUCUUCACCGUUGUUUACUUUUUCUUGUUUUCUUUUCUUCGUCUUAUUUUUCCUUGCAUGUUUCUUGUGUAUUGAAGAGUGAAGAAGACAGAUAGAUUAAGUGCAUGGGGUAUGGUGAGGUAUUGCAUGGUGGUGGUGGUGAGUGUGGUGUUGAGUGUUGCGUGGUGUUGAGUGCGUUUUGGUGUUGCGUGAUGUUGAGUGUGUGGGCAGGUGAGUGGGGGCAUUCGAGGGCAGGACAGGUGAAGGAUAUGUCGGCAGGCGCGGCGCGAGGGGAACACCUUCAGCCCCUCAAUAACUAAUGGCCCUUGUUGUGUGUGGGC